Messenger RNA from Hippocampus zosterae (dwarf seahorse), 1376 nucleotides. It is a transcript of the gene hcar2, whose product is annotated as proteinase-activated receptor 3. The coding region runs from base 343 to 1251 and encodes 302 amino acids. Gene Ontology annotation, molecular function: G protein-coupled receptor activity. Gene Ontology annotation, biological process: positive regulation of Rho protein signal transduction; phospholipase C-activating G protein-coupled receptor signaling pathway. NCBI's taxonomy places the organism in Eukaryota, Metazoa, Chordata, Actinopteri, Syngnathiformes, Syngnathidae. The transcript has 4 exons. Gene Ontology annotation, cellular component: membrane. The record is from RefSeq and is a predicted model, not a curated record.
ACUCAGUGGAAAAUUUGACACUUUUUUUUCACACUCUUAAUCGGGUGUCAAUGACAACGAUCACAAACAGUGAUGAAACAGUGCGAGUCCAGUUAUAUUUUUAUAACGAGCAGUCCGCCCUCGCAUAUUGCUACUGGUUUAUUGGUUGAUGAUGCGUCAGACAUGUAUCGCAAACAAGUCACAAAGCGGCAGGUACUGACAACUAUUAUGAAAACUGCGACUGCACAUGUUCACACGGUUUGACGUGAACUUUAAAGAGGAAGCUGAGCGGUUGUCGGUGGAGCAACUAGGCGCGGAAGGGACCGCUCUCUUGCAACAUUAAUUGGAGCCCUACCCCUCGCCAUGGAUUUCCGCUUCCUCAACUCGUCGGAGCUGUUCAUCUCUCAGCAGCCCGUUAACGCCUCACCGAGGGAGCAGACGGUAUUCGAGGGCUGCCGCGAUAUGCCGGCUGUGCUCAUCUGGUACCUGUGCCUGCAGUUCAUCAACAUGUUCGUGGGAAUCCCUGCAAAUAUCAUGGUCCUGUGGCUCAUCCGCAAAAACAAGAGCGAUUCAUCCACGUCGGACAUCUUCAUCCUGCAACUAGCCAUCCUGGAUGUGCUUUUCUGUCUCGUGCCGCCGUUGGAACUGGCCAACAUUGUGUUCCUCACCACCAGCAGCACCUGGUCCGUGCUGCGCUUCUUCUAUGGGAUGAAAGACGCAUCGCCGCUCUUCCUCUCCUGCAUUUGCCUGGACCGCUAUGUGGCCGUGGUGCACCCUGUCACCUUCACCAAGCUCAAGGACCGCCACCACCGGGCCGGCCUGGCCGUACUGGUGUGGCUCCUCAUUCUGGCUCAUGCCGUCGCUAAGUGUGUGGGUCACAUCGUCAACUUCGAGAAGGUCUUCACCGUCAUGAUCCUGGUCAGCUUUGCUUUCAUGGUGUUCUGCAACAUCGCCAUCCUGUUAGUGCUGCGCAAGUCCGGGCCCGGCCGGGACGAAAUGCACCCGGUGAAGAAGCGAGCCUCCAAGAUGGUGCUCAUAAUCCUCGGCAUCAUCGUCUUCAACUAUUUACCGCCGGUGGCGCUCUUCCCCUUUCAGCACUACUUCUCGCCCAAAGUCUUCCGCUGUUACAUCCAUUACAUCGCCUUUGGACUGAUGGACUUAAGUAGUAGCAUCCAGCCCAUGCUUUACUUGUCUAAGGAGAAAGUGGGAUUUCUAGGCUGCUACCAGACCAAUGCCACACCCUUCGAAUCUACAGUAGCUUCUACAGUAUAAACAUAGCUGGGAGACAGCUGCCCGAAAAAAGUCUACAGUAUGUUUUAGUGGAUUUACUGCAUAUACAAUUUGGUUAAUUAAAAAAUACCCCGUACAAUAAUUACAAAAAAGCAGAAUGUUUUUUU